AUGGAAGAGACAAAUAAAAAGAGCAUCUACGACGUUCUUCUGCUGACUCUCUGCAUUUCUGCCCUCUCUUUCGUGGUUCUGUACAUAUACAUGAAGAAAGCAGUGAGCCCGUCAAAGAAGAACUUUGGAAAGGUCGUGGGGAAAUCCCCGAAGAAAAGGUCCAAAAGAAACGCUGACGUAAUGAGCAGCAACAACUCUUCCGUGAGCAUAGAGGUCAGCACAGCCGAAAUGGACUGA
Messenger RNA from Nematocida major, 237 nucleotides. RefSeq lists its product as uncharacterized. Lineage: Eukaryota; Fungi; Microsporidia. The record is from RefSeq and is a predicted model, not a curated record. The coding region runs from base 1 to 237 and encodes 78 amino acids. The transcript has a single exon.